AUGGUAGAAACUACAAAAAAGAAGCAUAGACCAGUAGAAUUGGACCUCAAUGUACCCAAUAAGGUGGAAGCAGCGCUUCGAAUAGUGAGUCCUGGACUUCCAAAGCUAUCACCUGGAAUGCAAACCACCAUGAAUGAAUCAAUGCAGAUUCAACGCCAACAAAGAGAACUCAUAGCAGCACGUAAUAACACAGAACCAGGAGUGGAAGUCAAAGAACCCACCAGUGUACUGGAGAAAAAAGUGGUGGUAAUCACCACAUCAAACCCGGACAGCGAGGUUCAAGAUUCAAGUCGACUUUCUACCCCAUCCACUACUAAGCGACUCAAGCGUGAAAAUGCACCACCUCCGUUAUCAUUGGUAAGGGAAAAUUCAGAAAAAUCUCCUUCAAUGCGCCCACUGAUCCAAUCGGCACCGCUUAGACCAUACUUUAUGGGCCCACAUGCCAAAGGUGCAUUCAAACCAUAUGGCUCCAAUCCCUAUACACCCCAUCGUCAAUUGCGUCGUUUGCACGUAUCUCCGCCUCGAAGAAUCAUAAGACCAUUUACAGCACAUGCUGCUCAUCCGCAAUUACAAGGGGUAUAUCCAAGAUACACAGCGGCUCCAUACACCGCAGUAGCUGGUUCAUUCCCUCGAGUACCUUACAGACAUGUGUCGGGCCCACUUCCAUAUACCAAGUCGCCCGUACUGGCACAAGUUACUGACGUUUACCACGGCGACUACACAAGAGUAGCUCCAUUUACGUCACAGCCACUUUCGGCGCAGCAAGAUGCUUUCGAAGGUACAGGUGCGGUAGCCGAUCGUACUUUAGCUACUGAAGAAGAAAUGAUAGAAAUGAAGAGAAAACACGAGCAGGCAAGCAAAGGAAUGUCAGGCUCCGAAUCAGAUGACUCUGAUGAUCCGGAACUGAAUGCAAUUGACCCAGAAGAUCAACCUCUUCGCACCGGAAACCUGCGAAGUCGCUCACUGACCAUCUUCGGGUCUAUAAAUCUAAUGAAUGAGUCAGUGUUCAACUUUAAGAUAUAUGCAUCAUCCAAGAAACAGGAGGAGAGUAAAGACUCAACCCCGGCUUCUAAUUCCAAUGGUGAUCUAAGUGAAAAGGUUUCACUGCCAUCGUCGCAUUCGCCCGAAAAAUCACCAGUAACUUUAUCCGCUGAAACCACUACAACAGAUCUCCAAAAACAAAAGGAAAAGUUUCUCAAGAUCUGUGAGACCAGCUGGGACGAGUUUGUGAGCACAAUGGGGUAG
Meyerozyma guilliermondii ATCC 6260 is the source of this 1245-nucleotide messenger RNA. RefSeq lists its product as uncharacterized. The transcript has a single exon. NCBI's taxonomy places the organism in Eukaryota, Fungi, Ascomycota, Pichiomycetes, Serinales, Debaryomycetaceae. Bases 1 to 1245 code for a protein of 414 amino acids. The record is from RefSeq and is a predicted model, not a curated record.